Molecule: messenger RNA, 498 nt
Organism: Heterobasidion irregulare TC 32-1
Lineage: Eukaryota; Fungi; Basidiomycota; Agaricomycetes; Russulales; Bondarzewiaceae
Exons: 2
Source: RefSeq, a predicted model, not a curated record
UCUUUCGCUCCUCAUCUUUUCACCUAUGUCGCAUUUUCCAUAGACCCAGUCGCUACUGUUGCUUCCCUGGAGGAUCCAGAUGCCACUGAGGCGGCGCGCCUCCUUCCGACUCGGAAGUAUGUGGGCCUUGUGGAGACCAUCCACGACCUUCGCCACCCCUCUCGCCCUUACCAUCGCUGUGACAUUGCCUUACUCAGUCAAGGGCUCCCGAACGAUGUAGAAGAGUACGGCAUCGAAUCCUUCAUGUGUGUGCCGGUCGCACCUACCGAGGAUCAUCCUCUACUUCGAGCGCCUCUCCGUCCCACUAAACCGCUGCCAUGGGAUGACGUGUAUCAUCACUCGCACAUGAAGUUUUCUGGUCGCGUCCGUACGGCACCUGCGGACCAUACGAACGCCACCAUGAUCACUGGUGACGAUGCCUGCCGGUUCCAGGAGAUACUGAGCGAGGAUACAGCGAGGCGACAUGAGCUCGAGAUGGAUUCAGAAGACGUUUCGGUC